Molecule: messenger RNA, 668 nt
Organism: Limulus polyphemus (Atlantic horseshoe crab)
Lineage: Eukaryota; Metazoa; Arthropoda; Merostomata; Xiphosura; Limulidae
Product: lipoma HMGIC fusion partner-like protein 4
Exons: 2
Coding region: 1-435 (144 amino acids)
Biological process (GO): sensory perception of sound
Cellular component (GO): plasma membrane
Source: RefSeq, a predicted model, not a curated record
AUGUUAGUUGGAGUGCUGACUUUUCCGGCUGGCUGGGAUAGUGAAGUGGUAAGGGAAGUCUGUGGUCCAGAAGCAACCGACUUCAACCCUGGUCAAUGUGACCUCCGUUGGGCCUACAUUUUGGCAAUCAUUGGAGUUUGUGAUUGUACUGUACUAGCAAUUCUCGCCUUCGUACUGGGGUCUCGUUACGUUCGACUGCUUCCAGACCAGUAUAUUUCUAGUAACUCGCCAAAACAAAGAGACACGUCUACCAAUUACAUCUCAGACAGGCACUCUCUUACUUCUCGAAAAUCUAACAACCUGGAACCUCCGAUGCUGGUGCACCCUAUUGGCGACCCGGAACGUUUUUCAGAGUAUUCUCAUCGAACUGGGCGUUCUAAGAGUAGUUGGUCAAGAGAUGACUUUGAAUCGUCAAUCAACAACUACCAGAUGUGAUGUCACUAAUGCGUUAAUAUGAUUUAACCAAUCAAAUUGAUCCAAAACAGUAUUUUGAAAUUGAUACUAACUUUGUAACUUACAGAAUUUCUCAGAAAUUUAAUAAGGUUAUUAUUGUCGCGAUACGAACAACGCUAUUUUUUCCUUUUUUUGUUGUUCAGUUAAACUUUAAUAAUCCUAAACUUCUUAGUUUUAAUUAUUAAGAACUUGAAGACUGAAAAGUUAGUUAGAAG